AUAUAUACACGCCGUCGCCAAAUAGGUUUUAAUCCCUAAAUCAUUCACUGUGCAUAGCAUUCGCUAAAAGAUCUCGGAAGAUGGCCGAAUCUGAUGGAUCUUGCUCUCCUGUUGAUAUCCCUUUUGAAGCAAGUAGCGAUGAAGAAGGAAGCGUAGCAGCAUAUUUCCCUGACGAUUUCAAGCAAUAUGUGGACACUCAACUCAACCGCUGCCCACUGGAUGAUUAUGGAUGGGUUUUCUGGAGCCGAGAAGACGACCAAUCCGAACAUCCUCCGAAUUUUUUGGAUUUUAAAAAGAAGAUCAAAGAUGUCCUUCUGAAGUGUAUACGCAAUUGGUUUGGAUAUCCAACACUAUUUCAAUUAUGGGCACCCACAAUGACAAUGGAGCGCCGGUCUUAUCUUACAACUCAAAACCAACCUUUCGCUCUUUGUUCAUUUGAUACAAGAAUUGAUGAUGCUGUCAAAGGACUUUGUGGGUAUAGGAUGAUCUCUGAGGGCUAUAAAUUUUACAUGGAUAGAGAGAGUUCUGAUGAACAACUUGGGGUUCCUGGCCGUGUGUUCAAGCAUGGAUUUCCCGAAUUCUCUCCCAAUGUAGAAUAUUACUCUAUCAAAGAGAAUCCAUUGCGCGACAAUGCUUUAGGUUGCCAACUUAAACUAUCUUGGGCUAUCCCACUGUUUGAUCCUUCUACCCACUUUUGUGUUGGUGUACUUGAGAUAGUUUCAACAGGGCCCACAAAGGAAUCUGUAUUGGGCAGCCACAUUGAUUUGCUGGAUUUGCAUAAUUAUUUGGAGGAGGUAGGUCUGGAAUCUUCCCCGGGUGUUGAUCAUCAACAAAUCCGACAAUUAAGUUCUAAUCGGCCUUUUAGUCAUGCCUCAGCUGCUGUUGUUGACGCAAACCCAUGUAAUACAGUGAUCCGAGAUGCAAAUAUUGUGACCGUGAAGGCAAAAUAUAUCGAUGAUAUUAUAAUAAAGUUUCCGCUGUCUUUGUCAUCGGGACUUGUUGAGUUGCAGCAGAAAAUCGCCCAUAUACUGCACUUAGAGGAUGGAACUUAUUAUGUCAAGUAUAAAGAUGAGGAUGACGACUUAAUUGUACUAGCUUGUGAUCAGGAGGAGUUAAAACAUUAUAUAAGCGCUUCUACAUCGCCCGGGCAGCACUACCAUCGUGGUAUUCAUUGUUCCAAAGUAGUCAACUAUGAGUGACCAACUUGAAUCAUCUGAGUGUUUUUUGUUGCUGCUAUAUCCUCUUUUGUUCUAUCUUGUUUUGUUCUAUCUUUUGAUUCUAUAGAUAGUUGUAGUUGGACUAUCAUGCCUUGUUUCUUCUGUUUCAGGAAGGUUGGAGUGUUUUGGGAUUUUUUUGUUUUCUCUUGGCAGUUGGAUUCUGGGCAACUUUUUCAUUCUUCCCUUUUGUAAUGUUGUAUUAGCAUGUAUUAAUAAAAUGUUACUUUCUGAUAAAAAAAAACAUCUUUCACUUUA
Camellia sinensis is the source of this 1472-nucleotide messenger RNA. The record is from RefSeq and is a predicted model, not a curated record. NCBI's taxonomy places the organism in Eukaryota, Viridiplantae, Streptophyta, Magnoliopsida, Ericales, Theaceae.